AUGGCCGGCCGCGGCGGCUUCUUCCGCGGCGGGGCGCCCAGCCUGAGGCCUGAAUCGGCCAUCAAGCGGGCUGACGAGCUGCUGAGCGUGGGCCAGAAGCAGAACGCCCUGCAAACGCUGCAUGACACCAUCACCAACAAGCGGCAGCAGCGCAACUGGACCAAGGCGCUGGAGCAGGUCAUGUUCAAGUACAUUGACAUCUGCGUGGACAUGAAGCAGGGCCGCAAGUGCAAGGACGCGCUGAUCAACUAUCGCAAUGCCUGCCAGCAAGUGAACGUGGGCUCCCUGGAGGACGUGAUCAAGUACCUGCUCCAGGUGGCCAGCCAGCGGGCCGAGGAGGCCAGCAAGGCGGCGGAGGCCAAGCUGGAUGCGGUGGAGGACCUGGAGGCGGAGGCGAGCCCGGAGGAGAUGAUGCUCAGCUACGUCAGCGGCGAGAAGAGCAAGGACCGCACGGACCGCGAGAUGGUCACCCCCUGGUUCAAGUUCCUGUGGGAGUCGUACAGGAAUGUGCUGGACAUCCUGCGCAACAACUCCCGCCUGGAGGCGCUCUACUCCAUGGCCACAUCCCGCGCAUGCCAGGUGCGGCGGUGGCGCCACGGGGCCAUUGCGCGCCACGGGUGCUGCUCCGCGGUGCCGGCAGCUGCGGGUGGCAGCACGGGCAGGCAGCAGCCUGUCGUCGCGCUGCCGCCGCCUGGCCUCAGCCCGCCCUUGCCCCGGGCCCCCUGCCCACCCCGCGUGCCCCUGCCCCCGCGCAGUUCUGCCUGGCGUACAAGCGCACCACCGAGUUCCGCCGCCUGUGCGACAUUGUGCGCAACCACCUGA
This is a messenger RNA of Chlorella variabilis, 822 nucleotides long. RefSeq lists its product as hypothetical. The transcript has 3 exons. Bases 1 to 822 code for a protein of 273 amino acids. Gene Ontology annotation, biological process: formation of cytoplasmic translation initiation complex; translation reinitiation. NCBI's taxonomy places the organism in Eukaryota, Viridiplantae, Chlorophyta, Trebouxiophyceae, Chlorellales, Chlorellaceae. The record is from RefSeq and is a predicted model, not a curated record. Gene Ontology annotation, cellular component: eukaryotic translation initiation factor 3 complex, eIF3e; multi-eIF complex; eukaryotic translation initiation factor 3 complex, eIF3m. Gene Ontology annotation, molecular function: mRNA binding; translation initiation factor activity.